AGCCAUGGGGCCGUCCAGGUCUACGACGGCUUCGCGAUGGUUGGCUCAUAUCCCCUGGGCGCAAACCAAUGGAGCAGUGGGUCCAGAGCUUUCAGGCUCAAAGCAAUGUGGACACGCAGAAAAUCGCCUCUAUGGUUCAUGCACCCGAUCUAUGCCCCCAAAAUGCUAUCCAGAUGA
Tilletiaria anomala UBC 951 is the source of this 177-nucleotide messenger RNA. RefSeq lists its product as uncharacterized. The transcript has a single exon. The record is from RefSeq and is a predicted model, not a curated record. NCBI's taxonomy places the organism in Eukaryota, Fungi, Basidiomycota, Exobasidiomycetes, Georgefischeriales, Tilletiariaceae. The annotation marks the transcript as partial.